Cuscuta europaea is the source of this 767-nucleotide messenger RNA. NCBI's taxonomy places the organism in Eukaryota, Viridiplantae, Streptophyta, Magnoliopsida, Solanales, Convolvulaceae. The record is from the annotation of a GenBank genome assembly.
GGAGAGAGAUCUCUUACCUUCUUCACCACGACAAUCGGGAAGUUUUUAUUUCAACGAUCGGUUACAUAAAUUUGUGGUGAAGCCCAUUCUAAAACGAGACAAAGAGGGAGAUGUCGAUUCUUUGGGAGAAGAGCCAAACAUGGAGGUGGUUAGUUAAGAGGACGAAGGAUUCCAAGCCGUUCUUCAUCGGCUUCGCUACCGUAUGCGGCGUUAUUCCCGGCCUGAUUGGAUAUACCGUCAUGCAGCUUACUAGCUCCAGCAAUCCGGAACUAGAAGCCAAGCUCCGCCGUGAUGCUCGGCCCGAAAGCUUAAUGAUGGGAAAAGUUAAUAAAGAGAGGUUAGCAGAUUAUCUUGGGGAGCUGCAGAGGAAGGAGAAUACAAAUGACAGAUAUGUUGCUGCAUUAAAAGGAGAGACAUUGACCAGAAAACCUUAUGUGAGAAUACAACCUGUUCCUACCUCUGAGGAUAAAGUUAACACAAGGAAGUAGGUUGGGGUUUUUUUGUUCAAUAGGUAUUGCAUUACGGAUAGAGCUCAUGUGCAAUUCAGAUAAUGCCUAUGCCUACUUUAUUAUAUACAUUGCAAAGGGUUUCAUAAACAUGAUAAUACGUGAAGUCAAGCACAAUUUGGAGCCUACUUAUUUUCUUGAGCUUCAGUUAUUUCUUUCUGUAAUGUAUUUUAGCUUUCUAAAUGACUUUAUUGGAUGAUGUGUUUUGGGGUUGGUUAACCAUUAACUUGAUUUUAUGUACCUGAUAUGGGUGAGAUGAAA